Messenger RNA from Cucurbitaria berberidis CBS 394.84, 3034 nucleotides. RefSeq names its product kinesin-domain-containing protein. Gene Ontology annotation, biological process: microtubule-based movement. The coding region runs from base 113 to 2572 and encodes 819 amino acids. NCBI's taxonomy places the organism in Eukaryota, Fungi, Ascomycota, Dothideomycetes, Pleosporales, Cucurbitariaceae. Gene Ontology annotation, molecular function: ATP binding; microtubule binding; microtubule motor activity. The record is from RefSeq and is a predicted model, not a curated record. The transcript is spliced from 6 exons.
CUCCAGCAACACCAUCACAACAUCGACAACAACGCGCUUGUGCUUUUGGCUGCGACAUAGCAUGAUUCGGUGAUUUUCUUCUUAUUUGGAACUUGGAUUGACUUACGCCGCUAUGGAUUCCACAAACGAGAACACGGGCAUUGCAAAACGCUCAGGCAUAAAACCACCGUCGAACUUCUCUUCAAUCGCUUCGCCGCCUCGAGUGCUUGGCGAAUUGCACGACGCUGGCAUGAACGCGCGCAGCGCAAUGCUGCCGCCGGCUGGAAUCAAGCAUAAGCCCUCUGGCUUACCCGAGCCGGCCUUCAAACGAAAGACUCUCGCAGAGCAAGCCGCCGAACCUUACAACCGAAAGCUCGUCGCGCCGCCAAUCACCCGUCCAGUAACCAAUGGUGUUAAGGGAACCAUGGCACGCGGUAUGGCAGCACCUACAUCGCGCGCGAUCCCGAAGAACACCUCUAGACAUCCCUCCGCAUCUGCUUUGAGCGGUAGUGUGGGCGCUGGCCCCCGCAUUCAAAGUGGAACCACCAGACCAAAGUCCGCCUACGGUCAAUACGGGGGUCAUGCUAGGAGUAAAUCACAAAACCCGAGCAUGCGUCCCGCUACCGCCAUGAGGCAUCGUGAAGAAGAUGACGAGGAGCAGGAAGCAGAGCGCAAAGAUUUUUAUAACGAACGAAUGGAGGCGAUGGAACGGGAUUUCCGCAUGUUCAAAGAGCAGAUUGAGGGUGAUGUUCGACAAGCAACAGACUACAAGGAAUCUAUUCAACAGCUACAGAAUCGAGUUACUGAAUUGGAAGGUAUUCGCGCGCGACUUGAAAUCGUCAACAAAGGUUUGGAGUCGGAGCUCGAUGACACGAGGAGCUGCCUAAAGUCAGUGAAGUUGGAACUCGAGAUGAACCAACAAAAGCAUUCAUACGAGGCCGAUGACCUCCGCCGCAAGCUUCGUAACGAAGUUGAUGAUCUGGAAUCUCGACAUCGAAAGGACGCCGACCGAAUGCAAAGAGAGCGCGAAGAAGCGGAGAGCAAGAUCCGAAAAGAGCUCGAAACACGAAUUGAAAAACUUCUCAAAGAGCACAGUGAAGAGCUGGCGGUGUUGCGGAAAAAGCUGGAUGCUGAUAGCGAAGCGGAGCGAACUAGGCGAACGAAGGAGACACAAGAACUUGAAGUAGAGUAUGCUUCGAGGCUACGGACGGCUGCUCUUGACGCAGGCGUUAAGCAACGUGAGGCUCAGCUGCUUCAGGGUGAGCUCACCAACGUCAAGUCAGAACUUGAUCGAGAAAGAAACCUGAAGACUGGACUUCAAACGCAGUUGACAGAAGCGACCACGACCAAUCUCACACUGAGCGCCACGAACAAGGCGAUGAAAGAGAAGAUUGACUUUCUUGAGUCUGACAGCCAGGCACAGUCACAAGCAUUCAAUGACCUCCACCGACGGAUGCAGGAGGCCAUCGAGGCAGCAGAACGAGCACACGACAAACUGCGUCAAGAGGAAACACUCCGGCGGAAGCUUUUCAACCAAGUCCAGGAAUUAAAGGGCAACAUUCGAGUCAUGUGUCGUGUGCGACCUACUCAUGAUUCAGAGACCGACCCGGCGCAGAUCUCCUUCCCUGAUAAUGAUACGGAUAGCAAGGAGGUGUCCGUUCUCGGCCCUAGCAGGCAGAGUGCGAUGGGUAAAGACACGACUGCCGCCUACUCAUACUCUUUCGACCGUGUGUUCGGCCCAGCAUCCCAAAAUGGCGAAGUCUUCGAGGAGAUCAGCCAGCUGGUGCAGAGUGCGCUCGAUGGCUACAACGUCUGCAUAUUCUGCUACGGUCAAACAGGAUCCGGAAAAACUUAUACCAUGUCCUCUAUCGAUGGUAUGAUCCCGCGUGCCACGGCCCAGAUCUGGGAUGAAGCGCAACGUCUCCAAGAGAAGGGCUGGCGCUACAGCAUGGAGGGUUCCUUCAUUGAGGUUUACAAUGAGACAUACAACGAUCUUCUCGGCCGCUCGGAGGAUCUCGACAAGAAAAAGGUUGAAGUCAGACAUGACACGGCGAAAAAGCAAACCCUUCUUGAGAACGCAGUCAGUGUCAUGCUCGACGGCCCCCAUCGGGUGGAAGAGAUCCUUGACACAGCCAGCAAGAACAGGACGGUAGCUGCCACAAAGGCGAACAUGCGAUCGAGUCGAAGUCACUCUGUGUUCAUUCUGAAGCUCGUUGGUACGAAUGAGAUCACUGGCGAGAAGAGCGAAGGUACGCUGAACCUAGUGGAUCUUGCUGGAUCGGAGAGGCUCGAGCAUUCGAAGGCUGAAGGUGCGCGGUUGAAAGAGACGCAAAACAUCAACAAAAGCUUGAGCUGUUUGGGAGACGUCAUCAACGCGCUUGGAUCUGCCAAAGAAGGUGCACAUGUCCCAUACAGGAAUUCAAAGUUAACAUACCUACUCCAAUACUCUCUCGGCGGCAACUCCAAGACGCUUAUGUUUGUAAUGGUUAGCCCACUGCAAGCGCAUCUACAAGAGACUGUCACAAGUCUCAAGUUCGCGACAAAGGUGCACAACACACAUAUUGGGACAGCAAAGAAGCAGACGCGGACAUAAUGACACGGACCAGGAUAGGGGGCUGAGGUGAAUGGCGGACAUUGGAGUAGCGGCGUGGGGUAUGACUUUGGUGUUACAUGUGUCUUUAUCUGUUCAGCAACGACCGUUGAAGUGUUCGAGGUCGAUUUGCUUUUUGUUUUCUUUCCUUGCAAUAUUCGAUACUAGGCCUGUGUCUGGAUAGGUGGCCUGCGCCGUGUAUAUUCCACAUUGGCAUGCGCAGGGGUACCGUGUGCUUCUGGGAGUUUUGGGCAAGGCAAUGCACGCAGACAAUGAACAACAACCUGACAUAUUUCUACAAGACCUUCCGCGGUCGCAGACCCCAUCAACGAAUACGCACAGCACAUAUAGCCCGUCCAUCCCGCACAUCCCGUGUCUCUGCAUGGCCCUCGCACCAUACGGAUCUCCUCCCGCCCUACCCGCCUUCUCCUUCUCCACCCGCAAGCGUGCGUCCUGUCCCGUCAC